AUGUACAGCUGCUCGCGAGAUACUACCGUCAGGCAGUGGAAUCGAUCUGGGAUCUCGGCGCUUCGGGUAUUUGAAGGCCACGACCUUGCCUGUACGGCGAUAGCGCUCAGCGAGGACGAGAAAACCCUCUACUCCGGAUCUCGGGACACCAGCAUACGUGCAUGGGACGUCCAAACGGGACAGUGCACCUCCUCGGCAAAGGUGCCACGCAACCUGGUCACUUGCCUCAAGUGCCUCUCGGGGGGGCCGUCUUCUUCCGUAGUGCAAGGAGGGGAAGACUUGAAGCUCAGGGUGUGGGACACUCGGGAGGGGGGGCUGAGGUCUUCGAUGACCGUCGACGGUUACACCUUUUUCCCGCUUUUCCUCGACGUUUCGAGUGACGGUCAUCAGGUGCUCACGUCUUGCAAGGGCUUUAACGGCGCUGGGUGUGAAACGAAGCUAUGGGACCUGCGGAGCCCGGGAAUUCCCGUGAGGGAGUACACCGGGCACACUCAGGACACCACCGCCUGCGUGUUUGUAACUUCGAAGGAAGGGGGAGAUGGCGGAAGUGGGGCACGAGAGGGCGGCUAUGGUUUGUCGCCCGCCCCAUGGCCUUCACUGUCCGCUCCUUCCUCCCGCGGGAUGAUCGCUACGGCUUCGAAGGACGGGACUGUCAAGAUCUACGACCUUGCUGACGGAAGCAUUCUCGUAGAUCACGUAGAACCCGAGUGUGGCGGGUACACCGGCCUUGCCAUUCAGCGCGACUCGAGGACCGGGGGCCCCGUCUUUUACGCGUCGACCAUCACGGGGGGGUUGUACGCGUUACGGCUGGAAGAGAAAGUGGCAACGGCGGGGACGAGCCGAACGGGGCUGGGAGAGGGGGGGCUACGGUUACGUUGCGUUGGCUUUGUGCGUGGCAACCCCAUCUUGUGA
Molecule: messenger RNA, 912 nt
Organism: Ectocarpus siliculosus
Lineage: Eukaryota; Phaeophyceae; Ectocarpales; Ectocarpaceae
Source: the annotation of a GenBank genome assembly